Messenger RNA from Plasmodium gaboni, 3774 nucleotides. RefSeq lists its product as hypothetical. NCBI's taxonomy places the organism in Eukaryota, Apicomplexa, Aconoidasida, Haemosporida, Plasmodiidae. The coding region runs from base 1 to 3774 and encodes 1257 amino acids. The transcript has 2 exons. The record is from RefSeq and is a predicted model, not a curated record.
AUGAAAAUAAUUAAGGGUAUAAUAAUAUAUUAUUGUUUAGUUUCUUUGGGUGAAUCUUCAAAUAUACCUAGAAAUGUCCCAGACAAAAUAUUGAAUAAAAGUUUAACAGAUACAUUGAAUUAUAAUUUUAAUUUAGAUGAUGUUAUGGGUAUAUUUGAUAAAAUCUUCAAGAACAAUGUUGAUGACUUUAAAAUAGAAGAAAAUAAUGAUAUAAAGAAUUUGGAAUUUAGGAAAUAUACAUUUAAUGAACACAAUUAUGAUUUACUAUACGAAUCGUUUAGAGAUUAUUGUCUUAACGAAGUUGUGAAUAAUGAAAAUUGCAUAAAAUUUUUAGACGUGGACAAUAUUCUCAAUGUAUUUCAUGAUAUAGAUAGCGUUUUUCAUUCUCGAUUUUAUAAAGAGAUUAAAGAAGUAAAAAGUUAUAUUUUUGAAAUUAUAAAAUUGUUAAAUAAAAGUGAUGAUCUUAGUGUUAAAAUAAAGAAGACAUUUGAUGGAAUUAAAAGUAAGAAAAAUAUGCUGCUUAAAUCAUUGGAUGAACGAUUUAACACAGCUGUUCCUAUAAUUAGCUAUUUUGAAGGCAUGACAUAUAAUUUAACCAAAGAAAAUAAUAAUAUAAAUUUUUAUGAAAUGAUGGUACAGUAUGGUAAUGAUUUAAAUAGUGCUGUAAAAAAUGCACUAGUAGAAUAUGUAUAUACAUAUAGAGAAGUAAAAAAUUUUCAGAAAAAAUUAGAAAAAUAUAUAGAAAAGAAUGCAAAAAUAUUAUCUAAAAUGCAUAGAAAAAUAGUAUUGAGCAUAUUUUAUAUGAUUGCAGAUAUGAAUAAAACUACUGAAAAAAUUGAUAAUUUAAUUAAUAAAAAAGUAGAAGAAUAUGAGGAAUGGAUAAAUAAGGAAAAUGUGAAUUUUAGUAGAAUGAUAAGUAAUUUAAAAUAUAAUGUUGAUUUUAAUAUAGAUGAUAUAAAUAGUAUUAUUGAUACAUCAAAAGAAAAUUUAUUAAAAAAUAAUAUUGAUUUUAUUAAUAUGAGUGAAUAUGUCACAUUUCACAGUCCAAAUAAAACUAUCAAUUCUAUUAUACAUUUCUUAAACAAUAAAUAUUCAAAAAAUGUUCAUAUUAUAUUUUUAUAUAAUGAAGAAUAUAUUAAUUUGAAUUUUAAUAUGAAAGAAGAAAAAUCAGAGGAACCAUCAUCCAAAAUUGAUUUAAAACUUAUGAAUAAAUCGAAUUUUGAUCAUUUAGAUUAUAUAGAAACAACAAAAUAUGAAAAUAUAUUAACUUCCAUGAAAAAAGAAAAUCAUUCUUAUUUUCAUUUGGAGAAAGGAGAUAUUGAUAACCUUAUUGAUGAUCUUUUUGUCAAAUAUGAUGAUAAUAAUAAUAAUAGUCCAUGGAUAAAAGAAAAAUCAAUGGAUGUUAAAGAAGGUGCAAAAGAAGGAUAUACUGAUCUAAAUGAUGAAAUUACCAAAUAUACAGAAAAAAUGGAAAAAAAAAUUGAUAAUGUUACAGACGAUUAUAUAUUUAAACCUACUAUAAAAAGUUAUAUAGAAGGUGUGAAAAAUCUUUUUGGAAAUGCUAUUUUUCAGUUUAAUAAAUAUAUAUAUACCUUUGAUAAAAAUUAUGAAGAUACAAGUGUCAAUAAUGAAACCGGUGAUCAAAUUGUUGAUAUGAGUAAUAAAUUCGAGAAAGAUGUAUAUCCUGAGGAUAUAGAAGAGGGUGAAGAAAUUAUUGACGAUGAAAAUAUAGAGGAUGAAGAAAAUAAUUUUAAAGGGGAUAAUAAAAAUGUACAAGAAAAGGAAUUAACAGAAGAAAAAGUGCAUAAGAAAGGAAAUAUUGAUGGCCAAAUUGAGGAUAUGAAAGAAAAUAAAGAAAGAACUGAUGAGGUGAAGGAUGGAGAUAAAAAUGAUGUGAAAGAUAAAGAUAAAAAUGAUGUAAAAGAAAAAGAUAAAAAUGAUUUGAAAGAUGAAGACAAAAGUGAUGUAACAGAUGAAGAUAAAAAUGAUGUAAAAGAAAAAGAUAAAAAUGAUUUGAAAGAUGAACACAAAAGUGAUGUAACAGAUGAACACAAAAGUGAUGUAACAGAUGAAGACAAAAGUGAUGUAAAAGAUGAAGACAAAAGUGAUGUAAAAGAUGAAGACAAAAGUGAUGUAAAAGAUGAAGACAAAAAUGAUGUAAAAGAUGAAGACAAAAGUGAUGUAAAAGAUGAAGACAAAAAUGAUGUAAAAGAUGAAGACAAAAGUGAUGUAAAAGAUGAGGACAAAAAUGAUGAGCCAACUAUAACAUCAAUUGAAGAAUCAAUUAAAUUAUUAAAUGAAAAAAAAAAAUCUAAUAAAAUAAAACUAAGCAAUACAGUAGAUGAUAUAAAUGAAUUUGAGAAUGAAUUUCAAAGUACAUACGAAAAUGAUUAUGAAAAUGAAUAUGAAAAUGAAUUUGAAGACGAAUAUAAAAUGUUAUGUGAAAAUAAUUGUGACGGUUCAAAUGAAAAUAAAAAUAAUGUGUUAUCCAUAUUUGAAAGUUCAAAUUUAAAAUAUUUAUGGAGGAUACCUAUAAUAAAUAAUUUAUAUAAUUCAUGUUGUAAAGAUAAACUAGAAAAUGAUAAUAAUGAGAAUAUACAAAAUAUUAACGUAUUCGAAGUUGAUGAAGAAGAAAUUUUAAAAAUAUAUGAUAAUAUGGAUUCAAUAAAAUAUGAAGAUGUUACCAGAUGGAUUAAGGAUAAUAUAUUAUAUGCAGUACCAGAUAUGAAUUAUAUUUUGGGAGCUUUAAAAUCACAAAAGCGAUAUAUGAAUAACGUAAGUAGUACUAGAAUUGGAGGUACAGAUAGUAAUAGUAUUCAUCAGAAUUAUUUUUAUGAUUCAUUUUAUGGACGUGAUUAUUUAAUUAUGAAAUCGAAAGGAGUUCAUGUAGAGACAUUUUUAUAUCCUUAUUUUGAAACAUUAAAUAUGGAAUUAAAUGAAGCUGGAAUUUGUCCAUGGGGAAAUUAUUAUUCUUGUAUGGAAAAAUAUGUAAAAGAACAUAUAAAGAAUAAAAUGAUUGAUGAUAAAAUAUUAUUUGUAUAUAUAGGAACUUUUAAAGAAGAAAUAUUUAAAUUAUCAAGAUCAAAAACAGCAGACGAUUUAAAGAAAAUACAUUUAAAACAAUUUUUGGAUAAUGAAAAAGAAUAUGAUUUUUUUAAUAAUUUUAUGAUAAAAAAAUAUAAUGAAGAAUAUAAUUUCUUUGAAAAUUUAAAAACACAUAUAGUAUAUCAUUCAAGAUAUAAACAUUUAUUAAUGUAUGGUAUUGAUUUCAAUUUUCAUGUUUCUUAUUUCUUAAAAGGAGAUAUUCAAUUCUUACCCUUGUCCUAUUAUUAUGACUCCAUAAUUUAUUUCAAAGUUAUUUUUGCUACAUCAAAAUAUGGAUAUCAUGAAAUAGUACCAAUUGAUGAUGAUAUAAUAAAAUUUGGAUUAUUACUUUCUUUAGAUAAUAAAAAUAAAAAUGUACACUAUUUAAUUUCUUCAGAAGUCAAGCAAGAUACAAAUUAUGAUUUAAUGAAAAAUAAAAUAGGAGUAAUUAAAAUUUAUGAAGUCUCAUAUGAAAUGCUCAACAUGCAAUUAAUUAACAACAAAUAUAAAGUCAAUGUAACCAAAAAUAUGAGAAUUAUUUUAGAAAAAGAAGUUAUAUUUAAUAAUAACCAAAAAAAACUUCUUGAUUAUAUUGAUUCUUUUUAUGAUAUUAUGAAUAAAAUAAUGAAAAAUAAUAUGAACUUGGAAUUAUAUGGAAAAACAUUUUUUGUUCAUGUUCAAAGGGUUUAA